AUGGAUACAAACACGGACCGAGGGCAAUGGCCAUUGGCAAUUGUAACAGCACUCAAGAGGGACCCCGACGGCGAGGUGCGAGAAGCAACGCUCCGCACAGUGCAUCGAGAUACCACUAAUCGGUCGAUAAAUAUGCUCGUUCCUCUCGAGUUAGAUGAUGAAGAAGGCUUAUCACAACAAACCAAGCGCGUAGUCUAUGAAGAAGAAAAUGAAACGGCUAAUAAUUCAGCGAAUGAACGGCCAUCCCCAAAUGAAGAGGAAUCCGUAGUGGACGAUGUAUUGCACAGGAGACCAGUGCUCCCUCGGAAAGCGAAACAAAAU
Messenger RNA from Ostertagia ostertagi, 321 nucleotides. NCBI's taxonomy places the organism in Eukaryota, Metazoa, Nematoda, Chromadorea, Rhabditida, Trichostrongylidae. The record is from the annotation of a GenBank genome assembly.